AGAAUUAGAAGCUUGCAACGGCUCAACUAAAGCGGGUGUUUUAAAUCCUCAGCGAUAAAUAUCAUAAAUUUAAUUAUAAAAAGUUCGCUAAAAAUCAUAGUAUUUCCUUUGAUCUGUUGGUUAAUCAAUAUUUGUGGUUUUUUACUGUCGUUUUUUUUUUCAUUGAGAAAUAAAAAUUUAAAGUUAAUAUGUUUUCGAGUAGAAAUAUCGCUGGAAUUUGCAUUUUUGCACUUUUCAUUGUUGAAUCGAUGUGCCGACUGCCGUCAUCAAUAAAAGUAUGUUCACGAAACACGCCAAAUCCAAGCGCCUGCAUUUUGGACGCAAUCAGUGACUUACGUCCAAGAUUGGUGACAGGAGAUUUGGGCGAUGGUGUUAAGACGGUAGCCCUUGAACCACUCGGUUUAGAUAAUAUUCAUUUUAAAAGAGGCCCUGAAUUUACAGCCACAUUCAACAAUCUCUUAGUCAACGGUCCAAGUAACUUUGUAGUUUCAAAUCUGAAAAGUGACAUUCCAAACCUGAAAUUCAAUUUUACUGUGACUUUGCCAAAAUUGACUUUUACCGGCAAAUAUUCGUUGAAAAUGCGCUUGCUCUUGCUGAACAUUCAAGGACGUGGUCCAAUCAGUGGUGUUUUGGAUAAUACUCGUGCAAAUGUCUGUAUUUUGGGAAAGAGAAUUCCUGGUGCAAACGGUGUCGAUUAUGUUAAAUUCGGAAAUUUAAGCAUUAAAGUGUCGGUUGGUGGUGCCAAAUUCCGUUUGGAAAAUCUAUUUAACGGUGAUCGUACACUUGGCGAAAUCGGAAACACUGUUAUCAAUGAGAAUGCACAACUCUUUAUAGAAGAAUUGAUUCCUGGUUUCGAAAAAAGUCUAUCGAAAACAUUCCUCGAAAUUGCAAAUGACAUUUUAACCGAAGUAACAUAUGACGAAAUGUUUCCCGAUGUUUAAAUAAGAUCUCCGUAUGUAGCUGUGUUGAAAUCCGUUAGCCUUGGGAAAAUGUGUAAUUGAAUUACAGUAAUUUAAGAUCAAUAGCAUGAAUAUAUAGUGAAAUUUCAUCUGAUAAGGUCUAUAAGCUUUAGUUUUAUAAGGUUUUUUAUGGCUAUUAUAUGUUUAUUAUUACGAAUAAAUUAUAAGUGCACCAGUAUUAGUGAUUAGUAGGUUGUGCAAAUUACAUUUUAAUUUUGUGAAAAUGUUUGCUGCAUACGACUGUAUAUAUCGACGUGCAUGUGCGAGAUGUAUACUUUACUUGUUAAUAACAUUGUAUAAGUUUAAGAUUAUAACAUAUGAUUGUUGACGGAAAUGAGUAAUAAAAAAUGUUCAGAAAUAUUCGAAA
Molecule: messenger RNA, 1326 nt
Organism: Contarinia nasturtii (swede midge)
Lineage: Eukaryota; Metazoa; Arthropoda; Insecta; Diptera; Cecidomyiidae
Gene: Jhbp10
Product: protein takeout
Exons: 4
Coding region: 189-941 (250 amino acids)
Source: RefSeq, a predicted model, not a curated record